AGCAGCUUCUUCAACAACGAAUUUCUCUCCGAUGUCACGCUCAAGUUUGGCGGACAGCAGCUCUCCUGCCACAAGGUAGUCCUUGCGCGCAAAUCUGAGUACUUCUUCAGGGCAUUCUCAAGCCAGUUUCCUGUUGCCUCAAGCAAUGAAGUUGACCUCGGUGAUGACGAGGAUCCUGAAGCUAUCCUCGCUAUGAUCCGUCACAUCUACGACCUUCCCUACGACAUGAUGAUUGAGGGGAACACUGUCGACGACUCGGCCCCCUACAGUACGAAUGAGGACCUUCUCUUCCAUAUCAAUGUGUACGCUGUUGCAGACAAGUACGAUGUCCCUUCUCUCCGCCCCAUCGUUGUCAAGAAGUUCGAGGAUCUCAUGGAGAUUACCUGGGAAAGCGACGACUUCGUUGCCAGAAUCCAGAAGCUCACCGGUCCCUCCAUGGGCCACAUCGCGGAUCCCUCCGUCCAAGCUGCUGCUGCUGCUUUCUGCGCAAAGCACUUGCACAAGUUGGCCAAGCAAGACAACUUCGUCGAGAUGAUCCAAGAUGAGGGCCCUUUUGUAGGUCGCCUUCUCGUACGCUUCCUC
Messenger RNA from Aureobasidium melanogenum CBS 110374, 582 nucleotides. RefSeq lists its product as uncharacterized. Gene Ontology annotation, molecular function: ubiquitin protein ligase binding. The annotation marks the transcript as partial. The record is from RefSeq and is a predicted model, not a curated record. Gene Ontology annotation, biological process: regulation of proteolysis; proteasome-mediated ubiquitin-dependent protein catabolic process. The transcript has 2 exons. Lineage: Eukaryota; Fungi; Ascomycota; Dothideomycetes; Dothideales; Saccotheciaceae. Gene Ontology annotation, cellular component: cytoplasm.